Messenger RNA from Glarea lozoyensis ATCC 20868, 867 nucleotides. RefSeq lists its product as uncharacterized. The coding region runs from base 1 to 867 and encodes 288 amino acids. Lineage: Eukaryota; Fungi; Ascomycota; Leotiomycetes; Helotiales; Helotiaceae. The record is from RefSeq and is a predicted model, not a curated record. Gene Ontology annotation, biological process: mycotoxin biosynthetic process. The transcript is spliced from 3 exons.
AUGUUUCCUCAAACAUCCAGGAGUAGCGGUGAGGACUCUCAUUCAGAAGCCGAGUCCCACGAACAAUUACUUGACAAAGAGUCUUCAUAUCCAGACUAUAAUCAUAGUCGAAUAAAAAGACUAAGAUCUUGGACUCAUAUUUUCCUCCUAAGUUCUGUUUCCAUAAUAGCUAUUCUCUCGUCAUUCGUGACAGGAGCUUGGUAUGGAAGUCAUAAGCUCGGCCCAACUGGUCAAGACUACCUCCAACAUGUCCAACAUUACUCUCCUAUUCUAAAAGAAGUUGACACAUCACUCCAUCCGGUACUGUUCAAUGGUUCGUUUAUGAAAGAAAAUGAUUUUCGAAAAGGAGCAGGGAUUGAAGUUGAUGCUGCCUGGGCUUCCCUGGGAGUUCAUUAUAGAAGCAUAGCUAUUCCGGUAUCCGAAGCACCCGCAUCGGGACUGACCAAAUCACAUGUACAGAUUGCCUCCAAAUAUGGUGGAGGCUUCCCUGCAAAUGUUGAAGGACUUCACCAUCUUCACUGCUUGAAUUUAGUCAGGCAAAGUCUAUACUUUAACUAUGAUUACUACCACUCAAAAGGCGAAGGCGCUUUCGUGAACGAAGACAAUAUCGUUCGCUAUCAUGUAACUCACUGUCUCGACAUUGUGAGGCAGCAAUUAAUGUGUAUGCCCGACACUGGAGUCCUUGGGCAAAUUUGGUGGGACAAGAAAGCUCCGAAGGCUUUUGUGGACUUCAAUACUGAGCAUAAAUGCAAGAAUUAUGAGGCAAUCAGGGAAUGGGCGAAGGAGAGACAGAUACCGGAAACUGUACCCGUGGACUUUUUGAUGCCACCAGAGUCAAUUGAGGAUGUGAUGGAUGAAAUUCCAUGA